Hermetia illucens (black soldier fly) is the source of this 1655-nucleotide messenger RNA. RefSeq names its product multiple inositol polyphosphate phosphatase 1-like. The record is from RefSeq and is a predicted model, not a curated record. Lineage: Eukaryota; Metazoa; Arthropoda; Insecta; Diptera; Stratiomyidae. The transcript is spliced from 10 exons. Bases 147 to 1589 code for a protein of 480 amino acids. Gene Ontology annotation, molecular function: inositol phosphate phosphatase activity; acid phosphatase activity.
ACAUACGUCGCGUCACGUCGUGCCUCAAAUUAGAGUGGGAGCCGUCGUUGCAUAGUGUAUCUGUGGCCCGGUCAGUUUCUAUACGACAGUGGUCAGAUACAGUAUAAUCUGAAUCUAAAGUGCAUCUUAGAUUUAUAAGAGAUAAAAUGCGGUGGCUAAUAUUUUCCAUUCUAUUCUUCAUAUCAUAUCAUUACAAAGUAUUCGCCCAAAGACACAGGACAUGUUGUGAAGAAUACUGUUUUGUCACAGACCAAGAAAAACUGCAAACAAAACAUUUCUCAAGUAAAACGGCAUAUGAAAUUGUGAAAGGAGCCGACUAUGGAAAACAAUAUACCGUGCCAUAUUGUAAACCCGUGAAAUUUUGGCUUCUAAGUCGACAUGGUACGCGACUACCCGAUGAGAAAACAAUCGAUAAAUUACCAGAUUUACAAGUGCUGAGGGAAGAAAUCAUCAAAAACUAUGAAGUACGAAGGACUAAACCAACCACUGGAGCUUUGUGCGUGGAAGACAUUCAAUUACUUAAAAGCUGGUUCUUCGAUAAAAAUAUUACACGAGAUCACCAUGAUUAUUUAACUGUUCAGGGAUGGAAUGAUUUGAAGUAUCUAGCGAAGAAUUACCAAAGAAUAUUCCCAGAAGUCCUAACACCUCUUUACAGCACCGAAAAGUUUUAUUUCCGCCACACAUCAAGUCAGAGAACUCAAGCAAGUGCUCAAGCUUUCGUAGAUGGACUUUUUGGAGAGAAUUUUCAUAGAAGUGUUCACUUUCCACAACCACCAAACAAUGAUACAUUGCUAACACCUUACUCAAGCUGCUCAAUUUGGAACGAACAAGAUAACAAAAAUGGAGAACCAGGAACUGAAUUAUUUAAAUUUAAAACUUCAGCUUUGCUAAAUCAAACGAUCUCAGAUAUAUCGACACGAUUAGGCUUCCAAUAUCCACUGGAAUACAAACAAAUCAAAUUAAUGUGGGACAUGUGCAGACUUGAGCAAGCCUGGUAUUUGGACAGACCAAGUCCUUGGUGUGCUGCAUUCACUCUGAGGGAAAUCGAUGUGUUAGAAUUCUCAGAAGAUCUGAAAUACCAAUACAAGUCUGGAUACGGCAAUGAAAUAAACCCCAAAGUUCCUUGUGAAAUAAUUCAAGAUAUGUUAAAACGGUUGAGUACAGACAGUCAGCCGCAAGUUACAGCCUACUUUGCACAUUCCUCAUUAUUGCAGUUGGUUCUAGUAGCUCUAGGUGCUUACAGAGAUUCAGUAUUAUUGACCAGUGAUAACUUCGAAACGAUGUCUCAACGAAAGUGGCGUACUAGCUUAUUAGAUCCGUUUGCUGGAAAUUUAGCUGUAAUUAAAUACAACUGUUCCGACAACACCCAAGAUCCUUCGCCAAAGGUCAUAUUCUUUUUGAACCAAACUCCAUUGCAACUGGGUUGGUGUAACGUUGGCCUAUGCAACUGGUCGGAUGUCAUGAGGCAAUAUGAAAAGUUCUUUAAUGCUGACUGUAAGGAGACAUUCUGCAAUUUGAAUUCAAGUGGCCUCAUACGUGGAUCAAUCCUUCUUACCAUUGCAUCUAUAGUUUAUAGGUUUAUCUUUUAAAUCCAGUGUCAUUUCAGAAAUAAGUACAAUAUAUUGUAGAUGAAUAAAUUUCUCGUAAUAGUUCAA